CAGCGUACACGAAUAUUAUUUUGACGUUUGAUUCAAGCAGACAAAUCUUUCUUGUAAAUAUGACUUUUCAACCCUGUAGCCCGCCUGGAAUAGAACUUUUCCGCACUGACAAAUACUACAUAUUCAUUCGUGAUAACUACAGUUUGUGGUGGGAUCGAAGAAGUGGGCAAUUCGACGCCAAAACAGCUUUGGAUCUUGUCCACGCUGAAGACCCAUCUUGUUUGGGCAUAUUAUACGGAAUUGUGGGAAAAAUAUCAGCUCAGUCAUCAGAGGACCGUCUUCUUCUUGUUCGAGAGUGUGCUUUAGUUGGAAAUCUUCCUGGAGGACACGCUGUGUUUAAAAUCAAAGGAGUUUCAUUUUUGUCCCUUACGGAAGAACCAUCAGAUCUUAAUUUAGAUCCAUGCAGAAAACAUCGGGAGCAACGAGAUCCAAAGAAGGGUCCAUUUGGUGGUGCUAGUCUCUUUGACCAGAAAGCUGUUCUUGGUAAAACAUGGGGCUCAAUCAAAUCUGCUGGGAAUACAAUCAAAAACACCACUCAACAAGCUGCUGCUCUUGCAACUCUACAGGUGAAACAAGGGCCAAGACAAGAUUCAAAACAAAGAGAGAAAUUUGAAAGACGGAUUACUGAAGAGCUUGUGCGUAUAUUCACUGAAACUGACUCAUUUUACUUCUCAUUUACUGGAGAUAUAACCAACAGUCUGCAGCGUCAAAGCAGCAGCUCAUCAAAUAUCAAGCAAUCUGCAAGUGACCAUGGAAGUAUUAAUUUAAACACGAUCGAUGACCGUUUUUUCUGGAACAAACAUAUGCUUCAAGACAUUCUAAAUCUGAAUGUGAGUUUUCUGGUGUAAAG
This is a messenger RNA of Frankliniella occidentalis (western flower thrips), 850 nucleotides long. RefSeq names its product phosphatidylinositide phosphatase SAC2-like. Gene Ontology annotation, biological process: regulation of endocytic recycling; phosphatidylinositol dephosphorylation. The record is from RefSeq and is a predicted model, not a curated record. The transcript has 4 exons. Gene Ontology annotation, molecular function: phosphatidylinositol-4-phosphate phosphatase activity. Bases 60 to 848 code for a protein of 262 amino acids. Lineage: Eukaryota; Metazoa; Arthropoda; Insecta; Thysanoptera; Thripidae. Gene Ontology annotation, cellular component: early endosome; clathrin-coated endocytic vesicle.